Molecule: messenger RNA, 1333 nt
Organism: Phyllostomus discolor (pale spear-nosed bat)
Lineage: Eukaryota; Metazoa; Chordata; Mammalia; Chiroptera; Phyllostomidae
Product: caspase-13-like
Exons: 9
Coding region: 98-1234 (378 amino acids)
Biological process (GO): regulation of apoptotic process; proteolysis
Cellular component (GO): protein-containing complex
Molecular function (GO): cysteine-type endopeptidase activity; caspase binding
Source: RefSeq, a predicted model, not a curated record
GUGAACACACCCUGUCCAACAGGAAAAUCCUGCCUGUUCUGAAUUAUUUUUUUUCUUUGCUUAUUUCCUGCCUCCUAAGAAGACAGCCACAGAGGCCAUGGCUGAUAAGAGACUAUAUGAAAAAAGAAAAAUAUUUGUUAAUUCAGUAUCUGAAGACACACUUAAUAAUUUGCUGGAUGAUGUCCUAAAUGAAAAGGUGCUAAACCAAGAGGAGAGUGAAAAAGUAAAAAAGGGAAAUGUUACAACUAUAGGCAAGGCCCGUGACUUGAUUGACUUUGUGAUUCCCAAAGGGCCCAUUGCCAGCCAAAUAUUCAUAGGCUAUAUCUGCAAGAGAGAUUCCACUCUUGCUUCCAAGUUGGGAUUUCCUUCAGAAGCUCCUGUUAGAAGAGAGUCAGCACCCAAAGACACCAUAGAUCAACUCAUACUUUGUCCUCAUGAAAAAUUCCUGGAACUAUGCCAAAAGGAGGCUGGAAUGAUUUAUCCAAUAAGAGAGAAGGGGAGCCGCACUCGUCUGGCUCUCAUCAUCUGUAACACGGAGUUUGACCACCUCCCAAGGCGUAAUGGGUCCAACCAUGACAUCAUUGGAAUGAAGGGGCUGCUUGAGAACCUGGGCUACAGUGUACAUGUGGAAAAGGAUCUUACAGCUAGGGACAUGAAGUCAGUUCUGGAGGCAUUUGCUGCCCUCCCAGAGCACAAAUCUUCAGACAGCACAUUCUUGGUGUUCAUGUCUCAUGGCAUCCUGGAUAGAAUCUGUGGGACUCUGCAUGAUAAUGACAAAUCAGAUGUGCUACAUUAUGACACCAUAUUCCAAAUUUUCAACAAUCGAAACUGCUGCCAUCUUAAGGAUAAACCCAAGGUCAUCAUCAUUCAGGCCUGCAGAGGUGCAAACAACGGAGAGGUAUGGGUCAGUGAUUCACCAGUGGCCUUAGCAGACAGCUCUGCACAGCCUCCAGAGGACCUGAAGGAUGAUGGUGUCCACAAGACCCACGUGGAGAAGGAUUUUGUUGCUUUCUGCUCCUCAACCCCACAUAAUGUUUCCUGGAGAAGAGAAAGUGGUUCUCUCUUUAUUACACAACUCAUAAAUUAUAUUAAAAAAUAUUCUUGGUGUUGUCACCUGACAGAAAUAUUUAUGAUGGUUCAACAAUCAUUUGAAGAACCAGGUGUUAAAGCCCAGAUGCCUACACUUGAAAGACAAACUAUGACCAGACAUUUUUACCUCUUUCCAGGCAAUUAAAAAGGAAAUCUCAAGAAUCUAGUCCUUGUCUAUAACUUCCUGAAGGAAAUUUGCCCAUCCGACAUGAUUUCUAAAAUUAUUUUGUAUUUCAAUACAAGA